Drosophila novamexicana is the source of this 4044-nucleotide messenger RNA. RefSeq lists its product as uncharacterized. Gene Ontology annotation, molecular function: serine-type endopeptidase activity; protein binding. NCBI's taxonomy places the organism in Eukaryota, Metazoa, Arthropoda, Insecta, Diptera, Drosophilidae. Gene Ontology annotation, biological process: proteolysis. The record is from RefSeq and is a predicted model, not a curated record.
AUUGUUAUAUGUGCACACAAACAUACAUAUGCAUGAACAUACAUGCAUGUAUAUUUGUUUGUUGACGCUUUGCCGCGUCAAGCGGUGGCGGCAGCAUCACGCAGAGAAAAGUAGGCCGCGACGCGACCUGUUUACUGCCAGUGGUCCGGCCCGGCCCGGCCCGCCCCGGCCUGGUGCGGCCAUCCUCCCGUCAUGGCAGCUGCUGUGUUAAUUUUGCUUUACUUGCGCUUUAAUUAAUUUUCUAAAGUGUGUUUAUGUGCAUACGAUGAGUAUAAGUUCUCUGUGCCGUGGCACGUUCGCAAUUUCAACAUUACCGGACCGCACGAAUCUCCAACUAGUCCGUUAUUUAACAUUGUGAACCAAUUGCGGCACAGCCAACUUAACGUGUAUGCAGAUGCUGCCAGCCUUUCGAUCCUGUCGCGGCGUCUGCAUAGGGAUGCCAGAUCCUUCCACAUGGUCUAGCCAUGUCACUUUCCUUGCUGCUUUACGUGUUUAUUGCUAAAAUAUGAAUAGCAAAAUUGUAAACAAUCAAAUUGGUUCCGUAAUUAAUUCGCAUAAAGCGCCGCUUCCUUGGUUUCAUGCUGCGCUCGUCAUGCUGCAUGCAAACAUUGCGUUGCAUUUGCAUGCACAGCAGCAACUAAAAAAAAAACAAAAACAAUAACAAAAGAGUUAGCAACACAAAAAUCAAAUUAUAAACUAUUUCAAGUGCAUUACCAAGGCACUUGGCGUGAUGGGGCGUUCGUUUCAAUGGUUGAUUUAACGCCAUGAUUUGGCGCAAAAUCAAAGCGUCUAAUUUUAAGGCGCUUUGUGGUCAUUGACCACGCGGACCGUGACCGUAAAAAAGCUCAGUUUCGGCUAUGUCACUAAUUAUGAACUGUGUGUGUGUGUGUUUGUGUGUGUGUGUAUGUUUUUUAUUUUGUAGGGCCUCGUCCAAAGCAAUCCCAGGCAAUGGCGUCUUGCCAACAACAGCAGCAUCUCAGCCAGCCAAGGUUUUCCACAACACACGCUGUACGCGACACCACAAGCCCCAUCACAUCCACAGCAAUGGCGGCGGCGGCGUUGCAGUAGCAGCAACUGUGGCAUCCGUACCUGGAGCUGAUCAGCGAGAUGGGGAGCGGCACCAUCAGCACCAGGCACAGCAACAGCAACAGCACCACCUGCACCACAUGCACAGCCACAGUCAUAACCAUGCCCAUCAUGGUCUGCGCCGCAAGUCAGAGUCAGUGCUAUCCACCGACUCGGACAUACGCUUCACCCGCCGCAAGCUGGGUGAUAGCCAGAAGUGCGGAUGCGCUGUGAUAGCCGGCUUUCUUAUUGCCCUGCUGGUGGCCGGCGCCUUUGUUUAUAUAGGCUAUACAUACUUUCGGCCGGAGCCGCUGCCGGAUCGCGUGUUCCGUGGCAAGUUCAUGGUGCUUAACGAUAAAUGGAGCAUGGAGCUAGCCAAUCAGAACUCGCUACGUUUCCAGCACAAGGCACGUGACUAUCGGGAGCGCAUCAAUCUAACGUUACGUCGCUCGGACUUACGUGAGGCCUACGAGGGCAGCGAGAUUCUGGCUCUAGAUGGCAGCGAGGACAACAACAACAUUAUCGUGCACUUCAACAUGAUAUUCGAUCCGUAUGCGGGUCUGGUCAGCAGCGGGGAGUUGCUGGCGCUUUUCCAUGAAGAGCUAAGCGAUGCACAAAGUCGUCAUUUUGCCAACAUGACCGUGGAUGUGUCUAGUGUGAGCAUUAAGGAAACCACCGGCCAGAUCGAGGAGCCCAUCAUGUCCAGCUCACCGCUUGGUGGCCAUGAUGAGACCACCGAGCCGACCACCACAACACCACGCCCACUGCCGCGCCGAUGCGAGCCACUGCAGCUGAACUAUUGUCGCAAUGUCGGCUAUAAUGUGACCACCUAUCCGAAUAUGCUGGGUCACGCGACCUAUGAGCAGGUGGUCGAGGAUGUCAUUGUAUUCCGCGAGCUCGUCGACGGCGAGUGUUUCCGUGAGGCCUACGACUUUGUCUGCCGGCUACUGCAGCCACCCUGCGAGACGCACGGCAUCAGCCAGGAGCCGACGCCCGGCGCCAUCUGUCGCGAGUAUUGUGAGGCGUUCAUGGCCGGCUGUGGUGGCAGGUUGCCGGCACGCUUCCGGCAGCAUUUUGAUUGUGAACGCUUCCCGGAGUCGACGGGCACACAGUCGUGCCAGCAGAAGCCCCACUGUGUUGGCGACAUGCAGAGCAAUGUGCAGAGUCCGCGCUUAUGCGAUGGCUACGCCGACUGUCCGGAUCUGUCCGAUGAACGCAGCUGCGCCUUUUGCGCCGCCAAUGCGCUCUACUGUGGACGCGGGCGCGCCUGUGUGCCGCGCAAGGCGCGAUGCGAUGGCAAGGCCGACUGUCCGGAUGGCGCUGACGAGAAGGAUUGCCUUUCUAUCGCUCCAUUGGCCGCGGAUCUACUGAAACCCGAGCCCUUGGUUCCGUAUUUGCCGCGCUUCCAUGCCGCCGGCUACGCUGUCUUCUCCGAGAAAGGCGUGGUGGGCAAACUGUGCGCUGAGGGCCUAGAGGGUGACGCCAAACUGGUGGUCCGCCAGACCGUCUCGGAAUCCCUAUGCAAAUCGCUGGGUUAUGAAUCUGUGGAAAUCUUUGAUGUACAAAAUGAUACGGAACAACUGUCGGACUAUGUGCGCGUAUUAGAUCCGCAUGCGCCGGAGAUCAGUUUCAUACGCACCCACUGCCCCAAGAGACAGGUGCUCUACGUAGGCUGUGGCGAUCUGCGUUGCGGGGUGCAGUCGGCGCUGCCCAAUGCCAAGCAGCAUCUGUCGCUGCCCAAGAUGUCAGCUCCGGGCGAUUGGCCGUGGCUGGUGGCACUGUUCCGCGAGGACAUACACGUCUGCGAUGGAACGCUUAUAUCACCGGACUGGGUGCUGACCACAGAGGGCUGCUUCCAGGGCCAGCCAAGAGCCACCUGGAUGGCAAUAGUGGGUGCAGUUCGUUUGUCAGCGAAGGCGCCGUGGACACAACGACGCCGUAUCAUUGGUAUGAUCAAAAGCCCUGUUGAGGGCUCCACAGCGGCACUGGUCCGCUUGGAGACGCCGGUCAGCUUCUCGGAUCACGUGCGCCCCAUUUGCCUGCCGGACGCACUGCAGCGCCAACAGCAGCAAACGCCCAUACAACGGCGCGCCUACGUACCAGUCGCUGAGCGAUUAGAAGCUCCGCCUGCCCAGCAUACCCAGCGCCGGCUGGCCCAGGAAACUCAGCAGUUCUUCCUUAUACCCUCACAACACGAACAACAGGAGGGCUCAGGUGCCAGCGCCGAUGACCAUGAAGACGGUGUUGGCUACGACUACCUGAGGGCUGAGUCUGCUGCAUCCCAAAUGCCGCGUGCCGAGGCACUGCAGCAGGUACCGGAUGGCGUGGAGCACCCCCAGCUUAACGCCUAUCCGCUGCCCGACAGUGCCCCGCAAGUCAACUACUAUGGCGCAUCCUCCUCUACACAGGCGGCCAAGACCACCAAGCCACCCAGCACACCAGAACAGAUCUGGACGAACUGCAACACGCUCGGCUGGUCCCGGCAGCGCGAUCAUCUGCAGCGCGUGCAGCUUAAAAUUGGUGAUAUGGCGCCCUGCGAGAAUAUCUCCAUAACGACGGUCAACUCCAUGUGCAUGGAGGCAACCUACCAGAAAUACGACUGCUCGCAAGAGGAAUACUCUGGCGCGCCCGUGCAAUGCCUCAUACCGGGCACUAAUCAAUGGGCCCUAAUUGGCGUCUCAUCCUGGCGGAUUGCCUGUGGACCGACGGGCGUCGAGCGGCCACGCAUGUACGAUAAGAUUGCAUCCAAUGCGGAUUGGAUACGGGAGACGGUGAACGCGGUAUAGCCUGUAGCCUGUAUCCUGUAGCCGCCAGCGGUACAUUUAUUACUCUGGCUUCCUGUAAAAACUAACGUGUAUUAUGUAAAAAGCUAGAAGAAGCAACCUUAAUCGUAAUUUACUGCAUGUUUUAACCUAAUAUUAUUAUGUAUUAUUAUAACCAUUUCGUAUACCCUGAACCCAUUACAAAUGGGUAAUAUAU